Molecule: messenger RNA, 2646 nt
Organism: Paramecium tetraurelia
Lineage: Eukaryota; Ciliophora; Oligohymenophorea; Peniculida; Parameciidae
Exons: 5
Biological process (GO): retrograde transport, endosome to Golgi; endocytic recycling
Cellular component (GO): EARP complex
Molecular function (GO): SNARE binding
Source: RefSeq, a predicted model, not a curated record
AUGUUUAAUAAAAAAAAAGACUAUAUAAAAAAAAAGUAUAAAGACGUCCCUCCAUUAAACAUUGGUGAUGUGAAUAGAAUUUUGCAAUAAUACAAGAAUGAUGAGGACAAAUUUCGAAUGUUUACCUCGAUUUUAGAAAUACAGAAAUAGCACAACAUUCGAACUCAUGAAAGCAAUACAGAAGAAAUACUUAGGAAAAAUGUAUAGAGAUUAAUUGAACUUUAUGGAGAUGUAGAUAUCAAUCAUGAUGCUCUAAACAAUAUUUAUAAGAAUGUUGAUGAAGAAUAGGACAUCCAAAAUUAGAUUGAAAAAAUUGAAUAUAGCAAUAUAUUUUAGGGAGAUGUGAAUUAGUAAAUGAUCAGCAUUUAAAGGAAGAUUGAGAAAUAUGAUCAUUAUUUGAAUGUAAUACAAACAAAGCUAUCCAAAAAUGUAUUCACAAAUUACUCAAGUUAUCUCUAAGCACUUACUCAUAUUGACUAAAUUGGAAAUAUCAGUUAGGAGCUGCUCAUCAAAGUUCGAAGUAGCAGAGAAAAGAUGUAAAAAACAUAACAAAUGGUUUUAAAGCAAAGUAAAUAGAUUUUAGGGAAAAGACAAUCAAUCUUAAACAUCUAACAAUUGAUUGAAACAUUAAAAAAAAUCAAAGAUUGUUAUGCUCUACCCUAUGAAAGUUUUGUAUUGAGUAUGUAGAAUGGAUAUGUAGAUGCUUCAAUCUACCUGCCGACAAUCAUUAAUAUUGAAAUAAUUGAAGGUUUGGAAUUGAUACCCAAAAAUUAUAAAGAGGAUAGGAUUGAAUACGUAAGAUAAUUAACUUGUAAAGGAAUACUUGAUUAGUUUAUCAAUUAUGAUGAAAAGAUUUACAAACUUCAUUACGAGUCCUAUCUUUAUAUGGAAAAAAACAAUCUUGUUCAACCUUAUGAAUCAGUAGUUCAUCUCCUAAUUAUGAGAGCAUUUGAAGCUAAAUUAUAAAUGGUCUUUGAUCAAAUUAGUCAAAUUUUAUCCAUUGACUUUUAUUUCGAUAAUUUAACAGAUUCUUUAAAUUAAAUUUCAAAGGAUUAGCUAACUGAAUUUUAUAGAGAAUUAUGUUGCCAAACAAUUCAUUUCUUUAUGAAUUUCCAUUUGAUCAUAAGAUUCCAUUUAGAUUACUCUCAAAACACUACAAUUAUUGAACUAAGGAAAUAAAUUUACGAAAAGGUUUUUGAUAGAAUAUGUGACUUUAUCAAUUAAACAACAAGUUGGCCAAGAAUGAACAAAGAAGAUAUGAUUUGUUUUUUUGGCAUGUUAACAAUAUUAAUUUCUAAAUGUGAAGUAUUUGGAGGCUAAGAUCUCUAGAAAUAUAAGACAUUUAUAGAGGAUAAAUUUAGUAAUUAUUUGGAAUCAAGAGGAAAUGACAAACAAAUCAAAGAAGCACUAAUAAAUGAAGAUUGCAAGAAAUGUAUGAAAAUAACACUCAAUUAAACUUAAACUGUUCUGCAAAUUGCUAAUAAAUAAUCCAAAUUCCAUAUUUUUGAAUAUAAAGACCCAUUUCCAGAUACUUUAAAUAUCUUUAAAUCAAUUGAAUAUAAGAAAAUUAUUGAUUUAAUUAUGGGUUCAACUGUUUCUUUUAAAAAGUAAACCAAUAAUUCCAGCAUAAUCUAUUUGGGAAAAGAAAGAACUUUGUUGCUGACUUAAACUAUUAAUUAAAUAUACAUAAUCAUCCAAUAGUAACUAUUGUACAUUCACUUUUGUCAAUAGCACAAAGAAAAGUUAGUCGAAGAAUUGAUAUUCUUAAUUAAUUAUUAUAUCUACACUUUAGCCAUUCCAAUUAUAUUGGAUGAACAUAAAAGAUAUAUAUUUGAUGAUGCUCUUAAUUUUAAUUAUGAUCAAAAGCAAGAACCUGAUCAAUAUACUCAAUAGUUUGAGCACAAUAGUUAAGUCAUCAUAUAUAGAGAGAAAUAUGGUGAUUUGGUUAGAUAUUUGAAAAAAAUUCAAAUUCCAGAAGAUCUUAAAGUCAAAAAGACUCAAACCUUUGAUCUAAUGGAUAGAGUUGUAUAUAUUGAGUCAAUCAUUUUUGUCAUAAAUGAAUUCGACUCAAUAAAGGACGUUUUUUAGGAAUUUAAACCAUUUUACUCUGAAUUAAAUUCAAUCAUAGGUUAACUAUAAGAAUUAGUAAUCAGAGAUUGUAUCAAUUUGGAACCUUAUGCUCAAUUAGUUUAAUGCAAAUAUGAGUUGAAAUAGAAUGACAAAGAUGAUCAGUAGAGAAUUCAAUUAAUUGACAAAAUAAUUUCUACUAAUGAGAUUAAAUUGCAAGGAUUGUCUUAACAAUAAUUAGCUGAAGUUUAGAAAAUGUAUUAUGAUGAACUAAUUUAUCUGUUUGCUGUAGUUUAUUCAAGAAUUAAGAAGGUGAAUAAUAUUGGUAGAGAUGUUAUGCUAAAUGAUUAUUAUAAAGUAUCGAAAACUUUUAAUGUUGAAAAUAGUUUGUAUGAAUCCUAUGUUAAAGUGCUUAAUUAAGCUCAAGCAGAAACAAUAAUUGAAUACAUGAAUAAUCACCAAAAAAUAUUUCCAUAUAAAAUGUUGAUGGGUCUUUUUAAUGCCUAAGGAUUAUAGAAUUGUAAGAAAUAACAAAGGAAAGAUUAAUUGUUCAAGAUCUUUUAACAAUACUAAUAAUGA